UAGAUUAUCAUUUAUAAUCAGGUUCAUUUGGUCCCUUGAAUUGAGCUUAAAUUUAGUUUCAAUUUAAUUCUUAUUUUAAUCAUGAACAGUUUCCUUUGUUUAUCAUUACUUUUUGCUGUCGCUUCAGCGGCCCCAAAGCCUCAACCAAUUUCAUGGGGCUAUUCAGUUCAAGACGAAGCUUUGAAACCCGUCUCAUGGUAUGAUGGUGGUGUUUCUUAUGUUUCUCCAACCGGAUAUGGACCAUCUUACUAUUCACCAUCAAUCCACCAUUCUGCUGAAGUUUCACCAAAGAAUUGGUACCUUUACAAAGGUCUUCAACAUUCAGCCCCAGUCGUUGCUCGAUCAGAUUCAUCUGAAUGGAAAGUUGACCCAACCUCAUGGUCAGAUGCUUCUUAUGUUCCUCAGCCAUGGUCAGCAGGAUACUAUUCAGCUGGUGCCCCAGUCGUAGCUAAAGUUGACAAGCAAGUCGUCGCCAAAAAAGUAGCAGCCCCAGUCAAGUUUGACCAAGUUCAACCCGUUGCCGAUUCAACCCCAAAACUCAUCUCAUACUCAUCUGAAAUUUCUCACGACGUUCCCGCCAAAAAAGAAGAAGUUCCAUCAGUUGUUCCCGGUACUCAAAACUUUGCUGCAGCUCCACAAGUAGCUCCAGUAAAGGUCGCUUCAGCUCCACUCCAAUACUCAGCUUGGGCUGGUGAGGCCAAGCCAGUUGCUGAAAUCAAACCCACUCCAUGGGCUUUAGACGCUAAACCAGCAUCAUGGGGAUCAGAAGUAAAACCCGCUUCAUGGGCAUCAGAAGUCAAGCCAAGUUCAUGGCAAUCGGAAGUUAAACCUGCAGGAUGGACCUCAGAAGUUAAGCCCGCUUCAUGGGCUUGGGCUGAACCUAAACCAGCUUCAUGGGCUGCCUGGGCUCCAGAAGCCAAACCUGCCUCAUGGUCAUCAUGGUCCGAACCUAAGCCUUGGUCAUCAUAUGUUUCACCCAUCCAACCUGCUUUCUAUGGCGCUUCAUGGGGUCAACCCGCUGUCUCAACCAAUGGUCAUCAUGCCCUUUCAGCUCCAUGGUCAUCAGCUUGGUCAAACGCUCAUCCAGUUUCAUGGACUGAGCCAAUCCAAAAGCGAUCUGAACGAAAACCAUUCUAAUUUAAUCGAUUAAUCAGUCUCAACAGUAUUUGCCCAAAACCGACAAAAAAACAAAAAAAAAUCAAAAUGAUUCUCAAUCUUCACCUUUUUAAAUUAACUCUGUAAAUUGUGAUUUUGACCUGGAUAAGGUUUGACAAUACAAAGGUCGAAUCAAUUGUUAACUUUUAUCUUCUAACAAAAGAUGAUAAUCCUUUUUCUCUCUCACUGUCUCAAGAAGCACAAACUUCAAACUCUUUUAUAACUAAAAAGCAACAAUAAAAACUAAUCGAUAAGAUUUAA
Panonychus citri (citrus red mite) is the source of this 1416-nucleotide messenger RNA. RefSeq names its product foot protein 1 variant 1-like. The transcript is spliced from 2 exons. Bases 82 to 1137 code for a protein of 351 amino acids. Lineage: Eukaryota; Metazoa; Arthropoda; Arachnida; Trombidiformes; Tetranychidae. The record is from RefSeq and is a predicted model, not a curated record.